CCGUCAGCUGGUGAACAUGUUGGCUCUAUCACGACUCUUUACUGCACGAUGUUCUCUCACCCGAGGCAUGUUGGUGAGGUGUACAGGCAGCCCACUCCUGGCACCUGUGGCAUACAAACAAACAAUUGCACAAGAGUUGGGUCUGCCAGAGCCUCCCAAGCGACCUGUGACGCCUUAUAUAAGGUUUUUGGUCCACCACCAGGAAGGUCUCAGGAGAAAGUCUCCUCAGCUCUCAAUGAGAGAAAUUGGCAAGACGGUGUUACAUAAGUGGGAGAACCUCACUUUUGAAGAGAAGAGUGAAUGGUCACAGGCUUAUGAGAGAGAUAAAGCUGUGUAUGAUGUCAGAUAUAUGGAUUACAUGAAGUCACUGAGUCCACAACAGAUUAAGAGCAUGAAGGAGCUCAAGUUGAAGCGCUCGGAGGAGAAGUUAAGACAAGUGGAAGAUAAGGUGAAGGUGUUGGAGGUAAAGACAAAGCGAGAGGAAGGAAAGUUGAAGGCUCAGUUACGACUCAAGAAAAAGAGAGAAUGUAAGGAACUCGGUAAACCUAAAAGUCCGAUCACCGCCUUCGCCCUCUACAUCAAUUCCUUAGAGGAAGAGAACGCUUCAUUCAAGGACAUCCUGAUAGUGGGAGCCACCAAAUGGCAUACCUUGCCUAAAGAAACACAAGACUGGUACCUUGAGAAGGCGAAGGAGCAACGAGAGGAGUACCAGCAUGACCUCCUAGACUGGGAAAUCACGAUGUUUAAGAAAGGCAGACGUGACCUUGUGCGUGUUAGUCAACUGGAGGAAAUAUCCAAACGCUUGGGAAAUUAGUCUCUCGGACCUGAAGGUUGAGGAUAUGAAUAUAGCGGUGCUGAAGGAAAAUGUAAAAUACCUCCUUAACUUAGCCAGCUGUUCAUGUAUUAAGCCAAGCCAAAAUUGGUGAAUGACAAAAUUUUUACAAGAACCAUCAUUGCUUGAAUAAUACUAAUGAUAAUAAUAAUGAUGAUCAUAAUAAUAUUCAUUCAAUACAAUUGAAUGGACAUGUACAGUUUAUAGACUGUGUAGCUAUACAGUGCAAUAUGAAUACAGACUGGUGCCUGCACUACAGUACCUCAGUUACCCAGAGAGAUUAAAAUGCCUGCAACUGCCUAGCUUAUACUAUAGACGGGCAAGGGGUGACCUAAUUGUUGUUUAUAAACGUCUCAGAGGGCACCACUCAGUUGAGUGUCCAUACCUGGAGUUGACGGACGUCUGCCUCACUUGAUGUCACAGCUCAAGGCUUAAGAAGGCACAUGCCCCAAAAACUGUGAGGGGUAACUUUUUCGGAGUGAGAGUCGUGAACUCGUGAAACAAUCUGCCAGAGUGUCGUGACCCGCACCGAGUGUGAGCUCUUUCAAGACCAGACUGUAGCAGGUUCAGAUACAAUCAGGAGCCAGUGAAUGCCCAGUACUUGUCAACAGUGUAUAGCAGAGACAUGACUGACUGCCAAGGUGGCUUAUGAGCCUAUCAGUGGUGAAGAGGAUAAAAGUAAUGGACAAUACAGUACAGGUACAGGGCAUAUAGGUACAAUACAGUGGAGGUACAGUAGAGUAUACAGUAUUCCAUGUACAUAGUGCAGGUAUACAAAAAUGGUAGCCAGUGAGAUAAUUUGACCAAGGAUAGAUGACAAAGCUGUUAGAUGUAUAUUUCCCGGAGGGUUCCAUCAAAGAGCUCUAAUAUUGACUCAUAAUGCAGGGGAAUAAACUUAGAAAAUUAUGAUUAUUGAACUUGGAUCUGUUCUUCAUGGUGUGAGGCCUUGUACCAUGUUGUGUUAUGAACUUUGAAGCUUUAUUCCAGUCAGGUUAAUGGAGUCAGCAGUACAGGUGGAUGUACUUGUUGACAGACAGAUGAACGUGCCGUCAUCCACAAAGUCUUGUCGGCUCUCCUCCUGCACCACGGACCUCAGGAUUCAGACAAGUGAACCUGAAGCAUUUAUGGACUGAUUAAUACAUCAAAGUCUACUGCUUUGGGUUCAUGAGUCAGAAUCUCGAGGUUCGUGGUUCAGGAAGAGAGGCGACAGGACUUUUGUGGGUGAAGGUACAAUCAGGAGUAAACCUCAAUGCCUCGACUGUACAACUGUAUAGUGGGACGAAAAUUUAUGCAGUAAAUAAUAACAGAUGAUUAUUAAAAGAUUCUGUGUUUUAGUCUGUAAAUUUGUAUAUGAAAAGAACAGUUACAAUGGAUGGUUCACAUUAAGAACACCCCCCCCUCCCUUCCUCUCCCGAUGUACCAGAAAUAACAGCAUUUUCCACCAUGGGAUCCUUAUAUGGUACAGGUAUAUGUGUACUGUACUGUAUAGCCUUCCUCUGCAUCAAACAAAAGUAAUAAGGCUAAAUAAUAUAGUUUGGUACUGUAUAAUUGCCCUUUCAAACACGCUGAAUUCAUUUAUCUGAAGACUAAUAUUUGGAUACCUAAUAUUUGUGCCAUAAUGUAUUAAAAAAAUUGGUUGGUGUG
Molecule: messenger RNA, 2476 nt
Organism: Homarus americanus (American lobster)
Lineage: Eukaryota; Metazoa; Arthropoda; Malacostraca; Decapoda; Nephropidae
Product: transcription factor A, mitochondrial-like
Exons: 6
Coding region: 17-814 (265 amino acids)
Biological process (GO): regulation of gene expression
Cellular component (GO): nucleus
Source: RefSeq, a predicted model, not a curated record